GUGAAAUUACCACGCAGGCGCAGUGUGAGAGGUAUUCAAAAAUACUUCCUGGUCAACAAAGGAACUCUGUUUACAUUUUAUUGAUGCUAAACUACUUGAAUUUGAUUUCGAGGCGUCGGCAUCUAUGCUUUUCUACACUUCCUAUUAACAAUCCUGAAAGCAUUUUCUCUAGUAAUGGCAAAUUCCGUUGCUUUUCACACUCAGCUAGCCUCCAUCAUGGAGGUUUUGGCUAAUGCGGCCGUGGCUGAAAUCUUCGAGCUUGUUGACAAUGGCUAUGCCGUCCUGCAUGUGGAGAUAUCUCGAGGCCAGAAGGAGAAUGAAACUUUGAGGAGAAAACUACGGCUGAUGGAGAUGAAAGUGUCUAGUGCGAGUACUCCGAGAGAGGGAAUGGGAAGCUCCAUCCUUCCGCACAGUCGCUCUCGAGCUCACCGUGGCAUGGAAUCGAAUAGGACAUUAAACAGCGAGGUACGAUGUCGGGGAGCAAUUGAUUCCAAGUUGGUAACCAGCAUGUUUAGGCACAGAGAGUCCUCAGGUGACACUGGACAAACGACAACACCGAGAAAGACUGCAGGGUUGGAAGAGAUAAACCCCAAAUCACCUACCAUCAAAGAGGAGAUGUGGGAAGAAUCCUGGGAGAAUCAUGACCAAUGGGGGAGACUGAGUAGUGGAGCUUUAAAUCACAGUGCUGAUGGAGGAGAAAGGCAAUCCAACGUCGACACAGAUGCUGCUCAACCAAUCAGCAAACAGGAGAACGCCAGCUCUUGUUUAUGGGUGAGUGGUGAAACGGACAACAACCUCCUGCCAGGAUCAAAUAACCUGAGUGUGAACAAAAGAUCUCUAAACCCAGGACUGGAAAAUGGUGAUGGAAUACUUAAAAGUGUGGGCUUUGAUUGUAUGAUGUUUGAGCCCCACAGACAACUUGGGACCCUUCGCACACAGGGUUCUGGGGCUGAUCUUCCCGAGUGCUCUUACUCUCAUGUGGAUGUUGUACCCACUCAAUCGGAGUCAGAGAAUGGAUUCCCUUAUGAAAUGAGCAAAGUGAUUCCCUCCAUAACUGAGCACAAAAAACCUAUCGCUUACCAGGACGGUAGACAGAGGGCGCCGUUGCCCUCAGAGCCAGGAAAAGGCAUGGAAACAGGAUCCAAUGGUUUGGUCUCCCAUGACAGUCAUAACAAUGAUGGGAGUAACAAUGGCGACGUCUCAGCAGGUAAGCUGUUAAUUUGUAGUUUCUGCGGUAAGACUUUGGCUUGUCUGAAGAAUCUCAAGACACACCUGAGGGUUCAUACCGGGGAGAAGCCGUUCAGCUGCGCGCAGUGCGGGAAGCGCUUCUCUGACUCCAGCAAUCUCAAGCGACACCAGAGCGUUCACACGGGGGAGAGACGCUACGGCUGCAGCCACUGCGGCAAGCGCUUCGCACAGUCGGGCUCACUCAAAGUGCACAUGAGCGUACACACGGGAUGUAAGCAGUUCAGAUGUAUGCACUGUGGGAAGACUUUCAUAUCGGCCAAUCACCUCAAUAGACACAUCAGUGUUCACGAUGGAUAAAUACUUUUACCAACAACUUUUCAAUGGGUGAAAGCAUACCUAAACGUGCUUCAGCCAAGUUUGAACAGAAAAGGGACUCGGAGGUUGGCAUUUAUUGGGAUGACUCUCUGCAGGGUAGUCAGCCACAGUCAUAAAAUCAGCUUUUUAAACCAAACACUAAACUUAAAUUAAGACCAAAAAGCUAAAAUAAAAACAAUUUGUACAAUAUACGGUGCAUUUGGAAAGUCUUCAGACCCCUAGACUUUUUCCACAUUGUUACAUUAGCCUUAUUCUAAAUUCGAUUAAAUUGCCCGACCCUCCCCCUCAAUCUACACACACUACCCAAUAAUGGCAAAGCAUUAGAAACAUCAAGGGUGAUCAGUAGAGACAUGAUGAACCUGAGCUCAAUUUUGAAUCUCAUAGCAAAGGGUCUGAAUAAUUAUGUAAAUAAGCAAAUUGUCAGUAUGGGGUAGUGUAGAUUGAGGGACAAUUUUAAUUUAAUCCAUUUUAGAAUAAGGCUGUCACUUAACAAAAUGUGAAAAAAGGAAGGGGUCUGAAUACUUUCCGAAUGCACUGUGUAUAGCCAAUUUUGAUUUUGCGGCUGGCCCGUCUAGUGGAAAUCGCUCAACAGUCAUCCCAAUAAACGUCAACCUGCAAAGGAAUCGGGUGUUUGACUGAUGGACUUUAGUCCAAAAAUGAUUCCUUACACUUUUCAAUGUGUUGUUGUUAGUCACUCAUCCUCUGACAUGACAGUGCCUCAUUUGAGGAAAAUAGUGAUAGUAUAUAGACGUGGAAGUGGUAUUGUCAAACAAAUAACUUUCAUGGUGCAAAUUUUGUAAUAGUGUAUUAACCAGACAGUUUUUAUUUAUUUUUUUACAAUAAUAUGAGCAUGGCGUAGUCAUGAUUAAUAGGGUUCCUAAAAGAGCCAGUCAAAUUGAAUGGAUGGAUGUUGCACAGGCUCACUGCUACAUGAAGGCCUCUUACAGUCAAUGAAAUAUUUACUGCCCUAUCAAUCUAAGUCUCUACUCCUCAGCUGGUGCAGAAAGUGUUCAGUGGUUUGAACACUGACGAGUCAUUCAUGAUACAUUUCACGGUCACGUUAUAGACUCACAUUAGAAACAGAAUAUUUCCAGAGAUCCUGAAAAUGCACUUAAAAUAUUGAAUCUUAAAAAAAUAAGGUCACAUACUUGGACAACUAUAAAAAAUGACAUUUAAUAAAGUUGUAUAAACCAAUUGAGUUGAACUAUUUUACAAAUCUGUUAUGUUAAUCUUUUCUCAGUGCAAUAUAGCUCAUUCACUAUUAAAGAAUAUAAAAACAGUACAACAGACAAUGAUUACAUUUUCAGAUACAUCCAAUGUGAGUGCAAAAGAUAAACAUGCAUACAAGAACCACACAUUUUGCAAAUGUGGAAACUAGUUGAGUAACGAAGCAAUAAAAAUUGAUUGUAAAAAAAAG
Messenger RNA from Oncorhynchus kisutch (coho salmon), 2980 nucleotides. Its product is annotated as zinc finger protein 135. Gene Ontology annotation, cellular component: nucleus. Lineage: Eukaryota; Metazoa; Chordata; Actinopteri; Salmoniformes; Salmonidae. The record is from RefSeq and is a predicted model, not a curated record. Bases 175 to 1545 code for a protein of 456 amino acids. Gene Ontology annotation, biological process: regulation of gene expression. The transcript has 4 exons.